Messenger RNA from Teleopsis dalmanni, 611 nucleotides. Its product is annotated as probable prefoldin subunit 5. The coding region runs from base 102 to 566 and encodes 154 amino acids. Lineage: Eukaryota; Metazoa; Arthropoda; Insecta; Diptera; Diopsidae. The record is from RefSeq and is a predicted model, not a curated record. Gene Ontology annotation, biological process: regulation of DNA-templated transcription; protein folding. Gene Ontology annotation, cellular component: cytoplasm; prefoldin complex. The transcript has 3 exons.
UAAUUUUCAUUGCAUUGCAGCUUUUACCGACUUGACAUUGAAUAUUUAGCAUUUGAAGUGAUAGAUUCUGUUCUGUAGUUUCUGGGGUCAAAAGUUAAACAAUGGCAUCGACUAGUGAAGAUGAAGCACUCGUCCAAGUGGACUUAACAACAUGGAGUCUGGACCAGUUGUUUGGAAUGAAGCAUACAGUUGAACAAGAGUGUGCUGUUCUAAAAGAGUCGCAACAGGCUCUUCAAGAUUGCAAGGAAAAGUUUGUUGCAUCUAAGGAAGCGUUAGAUGCAAUCCAACCCAAUUGGGAAAACCGUGAAGUCUUAGUUCCGCUUACAAGUAGCCUUUACGUGAACGGACGCAUUAAGGAUCCAAACAAUGUCCUAUUAAAUAUUGGUGCUGGAUAUUAUAUUGAAAAGAACUUAAAUGAGUCCAAGGAGUAUUUGGAGAAACGAAUCGCAUACGUUCAAGAACAAAUAGAGAAAGUGGAGAAGGUGCGACUACACAAGGUUAUGUUUAUUGAUGCCAUCGUUGGGGUUUUAGAAAUGAAAAAGAAAGCAGCUUCAAAUCAGUCGUAAAAAGAACAAUAUAUAUCUUACUUUAAUAUCUACUAUUUCGCAUUA